Molecule: messenger RNA, 1670 nt
Organism: Aspergillus alliaceus
Lineage: Eukaryota; Fungi; Ascomycota; Eurotiomycetes; Eurotiales; Aspergillaceae
Exons: 3
Coding region: 926-1408 (160 amino acids)
Source: RefSeq, a predicted model, not a curated record
CUUUCUCCCCCCCAACUUCGCGUCACCCUUUGCUUUUCGGUUUUUUGGUCUUUCGUUAUUACAAUUAUUUACAUUGCAUUCAUCUCUAUUGCUUAUUACCCGCGAGGCUACACGAUAUACUACUAAAUUAGGGCUGCGUGGCUGGGAUACCUUUUCUGACUCAGCCCGACAGCCUUGUUAAAUUAUGCGCUAGAAAGCCACCGAGCAAACAUUCCCACGGCUGAGGGACCAUCUUCGCUAGUGAAUUCUCCCGGUAAAAUUUGAGGAUACUAUAUGAAUACCAGUAUAUCUCUUGACAUCCGCGAUGCAAAUUUCACCUGGCUGAUAAGGAUCUAGAAAGCUUGGGAGCUGGGAUCGACCGUCUAGACAUUGCAUACGGUGGGGCUGGAUCGUAAAGGAUUGCAGGACAGACUGUAGCUGUACUGACUAGUAUAAGCCUUCGAACGGUCUUCGAUCCCUACAACCGGUAUCUGCGAGCCAGAUCCUUCCGAUCACUGAUCACCCAAAUUUCAGUCCUCACUUAACCCUCUACAGCGUAAGCGCUGGUAAUUCCGACGGUACUCAUGCAGGAACACAUCGGCGAGGUUUUCCCGCCUGGAUGUAGCUGUUCUUGCCACUGUGAAGGAGUUUGCUUUCGUAGACAUCCGAACUGAGACUCGGACCAGGAGAGCUGCCUAUUACCCCGGUCGCAAGGGACUCAUAAUUGCGUCGGGAUAAGUGAACUUCGGUCGUCGGGCCAGGGGAAAAGUGUUGGGGACACAGUCCGAGCUCAGAUGGCAAGAGCUUUUCGAGGAGAGCCGGUGUUCAUAGGCUGUUGAUUUCCCAUGCCAACAGGAGCUUACCAAUGGCGGUGGAAGGGCGCCCAUCCCACUUCUACUAACAGUCAUCAGGUCCUGAUUGAACGUGCUUCUCUAGGGCGACUUGAAUGAGAUACCAGGACAGCACAAAAAGACCUUUGAGGGGGCUCAUUCGAGGGUCACCCUUCAGUGAUGUACGGCGAGAAAGCUCCCAUCCCAAUACUCCCCGAUGGACAACAGUUCUUCUAGCGUAUAUUGAUUGUGGAACCAUUGUAAAUGGUCUGAUAGGCGCGGUCAACGCGCCAUCUCGGCCAACUCCAGCCUAUCACACUAUCUAUUCGAUCUUCACAGAAGGGGAGUCGUGUCACUGUGACGCAAAUAUGGGGGGGGCUUUUGGUUUUGGUUUUGGAGAACGACAAAGGCUGUGGAAUCAAUUCCGAAUCCUCAAGGGCUUCACAAGCGUUAUGUUUAUGACAGUCCUAGUAAUUUUUUACCUUGACCCAAGCCCGGUUUUCUGUGCCUUCAAGAGGGUCAUGGCAAUUAAUGUUGCGACUCGCAUGUACAUUACAUGCGAGUCGCAACGGCAUUCUCGGUUUGGUGCAAACAGAUGAACUGAUUUAUGGGUCCUAAUAGAGUGUUGAUAGUCUUGCCUAACCCUAUCAAAUAAUUGCUGAUCCAGUAGAGAACGAGGAUGCCACGUUGGGUGAUGUACCUGGACAUUCCCGACAUUCCACCAUUGUUUUGUAAGACAUGAUCCAAGGAAUUAGCAUCCGCAUGGUAUGACGAGAUAUUCGGUGCAUUCCAAUAAAUUUACUGCUUAACUGUACCAUCGCAGCUUUCUUCAGUGACAGUGCUUUAAUACCUGGUGUUAAC